GUCAUCGUCAAAAGAAAAUGAAACUGGUGGAAGAAAUCUGUAGAGGAUUUCAUGGAGAAAUCAUUGAAGUCCAAACCAAAGAAGCCUGGGUGAUAUAGCACAGCAGAACUGAAACAAUGCCAUCUAAAGUCUUGUACUCGUUGCUUCCAUGUUUGACAAAGAAGGAAAAAGAUGCCAAUGGAUCAUAUUUGCUUAAUGGAAGCAUCUUAUUAGAAGAUCUCAUUGCCUCUAGUGAUGGAAAAUUAACUAAUCCUAUUCGCCACUACUCAGCUGAUGAACUCAUCAAGGCAACCAAUAACUUUCAUUCUUCUUGCCUUGUACUAGAGAACGCAUUAUACAAUAUAUUCACCGGAUUUUUAGACAACCGAUUAGUUAUCAUUAAGAAGGAAGGGCGGAGGGAUGACUCCUACUGCAAUUUCGACCAAGCCAAGAAUGAGGUCAUUCGUGACAUUAUAAUAUCAAUGCAGAUGAGCACUCAUAAGAAUGUUUUGAAAUUGUUGGGCUGCUGCUUAGAGUUCCCCAUACCAGCUUUAGUGCUUGAACAUGCAGGCAAAGGAGUUCUCAAUGCUGUAGGAGGUUUGGGGGUUAAUGACUCCUUAAACUGGAAAACUAGAUUGCGUGUUGCAAAGCAGCUUGCUAAUGCUAUUACAUAUCUUCAUACAGCCUUCCCCAGACCCAUCAUUCAUAGGAACCUAAAACACAGCUGUAUUUUUUUGGACGAUGAGUUUGUUCCCAAAAUCUCUGACUUCUCUGACUCCAUAACCAUUCCUCCUGAGCAAUCACAUGUUGAAGAUCUUGUGAAAGGGACAUUUGGGUACCUUGACCCUGCGUAUAGGAAGUCUGGUUGCAUUACAGAGCAGACUGAUGUUUAUAGCUUUGGUGUCAUUUUACUUGUUUUCUUGACUGGACUAAAUGCUUCAAAACAAAAUCAAGCUGCAGAAAAGUGGGAGUCCCUUGUGUCAUAUGUAAAAUUACAUGCUUGUGAUGACCAGUUUCAGAUGAUUGUUGAUCCUAAAAUACUCGAGGGUUUAGGAGGAGAAGAUGAGCAAGCACAACAAAAGCAGUUGCAUGAGUUCCUAUCACUGGCAUUGUUAUGCACUCAAGACAAAAGUGAAGCAAGGCCAGAUAUGAUCGAUGUGGCCAAGGAACUUGUACGAAUUGAGAACUCUACCUUUCCUCCUCGCUAGCUUUACCUAUUUCAUUUUUUACCAACAAAAGAUAUUUGAUUUAGCAACAGCUUUACUUUCUAGUUUAGAAGCUCUUAGAUAUUUAUUAUAAGCUCUCUGCUUCUGUUUUUGUAAUUGUUUGUAAAUGAUAUAAGACAUAAUUGUUUUUAUGGAAACUAAUACUAAUGAACUAAAGUAUAU
Molecule: messenger RNA, 1367 nt
Organism: Rosa chinensis
Lineage: Eukaryota; Viridiplantae; Streptophyta; Magnoliopsida; Rosales; Rosaceae
Product: non-functional pseudokinase ZED1
Exons: 2
Coding region: 117-1187 (356 amino acids)
Biological process (GO): protein phosphorylation; cell surface receptor signaling pathway
Cellular component (GO): plasma membrane
Molecular function (GO): ATP binding; protein serine/threonine kinase activity
Source: RefSeq, a predicted model, not a curated record